AUGGCAAGCACCAACAAUGUUGAUAACAUUGAAAAAACUGCUGAUGAAACUAAACAAAAACGAAGCUGGUCACAACGGUUUGGAUUUGAUGAUAAAACAUUAUGGAAUUGGUUACAAUUGUUUUCAUCUAUGUUAGUCCCAUUUAUGAUCGGUGUGUUUACGAUAGUAACAACUCUACAACAACGUCAAACAAAUCAUCUUCAACGUUUGAGCGAUAUUGAACGAAAUGAAAAACAGCAUCUAAAUGAUUUGAAUAUUGCACAACUACAGGAAUUACAAGCAGCAGCUGAUCAACGUAAUGAAUCUGUUUUUACUACAUAUAUUAAAGAAAUGUCUGAACUGUUGGGAAAUGAAGAACAUGUUAAUAAUUCGAGAACAAAAAAAUUAAUGCGUGUUAAAACAUUAACAGCUUUGAGACAAUUAGAUGUUAAUCGAAAACUAUUUUUAAUUCAAUAUCUUUAUGAAUGGGACCUAAUUGGUCAGCGAUUAGAUGAUGAUCAACUACCAUUAAUUGAUCUGACUGGUGCUAAUCUGGGUUAUGUUAAUUUUAGUCGUAUAACUGAAAAACCACGAAUAGAUUAUGAUCCACCAAUAAGUUUAUAUUUAGCCAAUGUUUUUUUACAAAAUGCUUCAUUUGUUAAUUUAAAGCUUGGAUAUUCAGAUUUUAGUCGUUCAAAUCUUCAAGGAGCUAAUUUCUAUUAUUCACAUUUAAUGUAUGUUAAGUUUAUUGGUACACAAUUACAAAAUGCUCAUUUUAUAUUCGAUAGUGAUAGCGUAGGGCGAUUUAUCGAUUUCACUAAAGCUGAUUUAACCAAUGCAAUUAUUGAUGAAGUAGACUUAUUAUAUGCAUAUUCGUUAGAUGGUGCAAUACUGCCAAAUGGUACACAAAUUCAUGAACAUUUUAAGACUUAUUUAAUUACCAAUAGUCCAUCUGGACAAUAUUACACCAAUUGUGCCACAAAUAUUGAUACAAUAUCGUCAAAUAUUUAUGGAUGGAAAAGGGAAAUUGGUUCGACAAUAACAUUAAUUGAUAUCAUUUUAUUACAGGAUUAUUUAAAUGGUAAAAAUCCAGAACAAGGCAUGAUUGGUGAUGAAUCGGGUCAUAGUAUCAAUUGUGUGUUUUGGGGUGGUAAAUCGAAUACAACAACAAUGAAAAUGUCACGAAUUAUUCCUCUUGGACAGUAUCGUAAAUGGAUUCGUUGUGAAAUGGUAUCAUACGAGAUACGGGGCUCAUUUGCCGGUAUACAUGGCGAUCAUUGUCUGUUAGAAUUUACAUUUUUAACUGAAGAUGGAACAUCUGUGGGACCUUUUACUUUUGAUACAAUUAUUAAAUAUAAAAAUACAACGAAUUUAACACAAAUAGUUGAACUGCAUGAUUUUCCACCACGCACUCCACUUCCCAUAACGAGUGUUCGAUUAGACUUAACAAUAGAAAAAGAAAAUCAAAUUAGUGUAUACAAUUUUGGUUUUUGUGGUGGUUUUCAAUUUAUAAUGCACAAGAAAAACAUCUCCGAAUACAGACUGUGUUAA
This is a messenger RNA of Didymodactylos carnosus, 1530 nucleotides long. The record is from the annotation of a GenBank genome assembly. NCBI's taxonomy places the organism in Eukaryota, Metazoa, Rotifera, Eurotatoria, Philodinida, Philodinidae.